UAUUUAAGCAGAUGAUAAAUUUUAAUUCCUUCUCAAAAUAAGAAUUUGGUAAGAACCUUUAUUGUCUAGAGUUCACAAACAUUGAGGAAGUAUCUGAGAGCAUACCUCGAUUCUUCAUUGCAACUCUAGGAAGUAAUAAUCCUCAGAUGCAUGAGAAGAAAAAUGAAACAAAAAAUAAAGAGAAUCAGCCUCGCAGCAGCCAACCCAAAGAUUUAAAAGUCUUCUUGGUUCAAAAUACAGAAGUGAAUCAAUACACUUUAUUCACCAUCCUUAAAAUUGAAAACUCCUAUUUGGAUUUGAUAAAUUUCAUAACAAAUUUAAUUAUGAGUAGAACUGAUGGAUUCAUCUUCACAAUUACUUAAUUUGGAAUAGAAAGUCUUUUGAAGCUCAAGAAAGAUAUAAGCAUUAAGAAUCAUAAUUAUUCUUUAUCGUAAUUAAUUUCUGAAGAGUUCUAAGAUACAACUUCUCAAGAUUGUGAAACUCUACUCUUAUUAGAACAUGAAAUAAGUUCUUCCGAGUACUUGGAUUUUAAUAAUUUUAUUUCAGGUAGUUUGAAAACUUUCAAGAAGUUGAUUGUAAUUUUCAACGAAAGCUGUUAAUCUUUGAAAGAUCUAAGUUUAGAGUCAAUGCAUUCAUAAUUCCCAAGUGAAUUAGUUCAGUUUUUAUAAUAACUAAUGAAUUUAUGA
Messenger RNA from Paramecium octaurelia, 686 nucleotides. The record is from the annotation of a GenBank genome assembly. Lineage: Eukaryota; Ciliophora; Oligohymenophorea; Peniculida; Parameciidae.